AUGGGUACUGAGAGAGCCGGAGAAUAUGCUGAAAUCGGUCGCAAUGAGGUCGCAAGGUGUAAAUCGUAUAUAAGCUACACGGAAGAGAUCCAGAGGACUGUCUGGACUAUAUGUGCGAGUGGAGAGGCUCGGAAAGUGGCAAGCCCAAAAUUCAAAGGAGCAAGAAUAGCGGAGAACACGAGGGCUUUCGACACCCCUUUUCAGAAUCAUACUUGUGUCUCCGCUAGGAAUAUACAGAAAAUUAUAUCUUACACUUGGCCCAAGCGAGGCCAAGAAAAAAAUAAACAUAAUCUGACGGCGCUUUUACAUAGGCAUGAUGGCCACAGUGGAUCCUACUGCCAUGGUUGCCCAAAAAGGUCAAGAGACAACACUUACGACCACCAUGAGGACAAUUCCUGGGUUACGGAGCCUAACAUCGUCACGGAGGUCAUAGAGCCAAACGGAAUAUGGGAGUUCGAGCGCGCCGAGAAGGGCAAGCGGCGCCAGCACUGCACCUACUGCAAGAACCACGGGCGGACGGAGAGGAAGACGAACCACAAGUGCCAAUUCGAGACGUGCGAGUGCCUCCUGUGCAAGCUGACGAGGCUCUCCCGUCUCAUCAUGAGGCACCAGCAGCGACUCUGGCGGCACCUGAAGGACACGAAGAGGAGGAGGACGAGGCUGAAGGAGGAGGAGGAGGUGGAGGUGGAGGAGGAGAGAGACGGAGGAGGUGGAGGAGGAUGGGGGCGGCGACGUCGACGAAGCACAGGUGGUACAGGACGGAGUCACAAGUGCGACAUGUGCAGGAACCACGGGGACCUGAAGAGCAAGCGAGCCCACAAGAACACCUGCCCGUAUCAGCACUGCACUUGCGCCCUCUGCUCGCUCACGCGCAAGCGCAGGGACAUCAUGCGGCAUCAACAGCGCGUCCGGAGGUCUCAAGUCACAACCCAGCAGCGCGACGAGGCCUACGACUACGUCACCCAAGCCACGGCCGAGUUAGCACAGCUGAGCAUGAACAACCAAGUCUCCUCCUCCUCCUCUUCCCCCGUGACAUCCUCUUGUACUGUGUCUUCCCCUGCGAUUACUACGACUCCCUCUGCCUCUUCUUCUUCCUCCUCUUCGUCCACCUCCUCCUCCACCUCUUUCUCCGACGCCCCUUCUUAUACUAUAGCGCCCUCUCUGAAGCCUUCUUCUUCGUACCCGACCUCGUCCUACGCUUCCCCCUCGACCCCAUCCCCCACCCCAUCCCCGGCCCUUGCAAGACCCCGACCGUCUUGCCUGAACCCCGCCGCUGGUACGUCACUUUGA
This is a messenger RNA of Penaeus vannamei (Pacific white shrimp), 1290 nucleotides long. Lineage: Eukaryota; Metazoa; Arthropoda; Malacostraca; Decapoda; Penaeidae. The record is from RefSeq and is a predicted model, not a curated record.